Molecule: messenger RNA, 1720 nt
Organism: Momordica charantia (bitter melon)
Lineage: Eukaryota; Viridiplantae; Streptophyta; Magnoliopsida; Cucurbitales; Cucurbitaceae
Gene: TRM82
Product: Transducin/WD40 repeat-like superfamily protein
Biological process (GO): tRNA modification; RNA (guanine-N7)-methylation
Cellular component (GO): cytosol; nucleus; tRNA methyltransferase complex
Molecular function (GO): protein binding
Source: RefSeq, a predicted model, not a curated record
UUGCAGUUCAAGAAAACGCCCGUAUUUCAGUUCACCGGAAGAAUGGAGGAAACGCCGGUAGAGGAAGGAGAUACCAACAAAGAUGUCGAGGUUGCUCCGGCCUUAAUUGCGGUUCACCCGGCCGAGAAAUCUGUUGCCGUCGCCGUUGGGUCCGACCUGCGCGUAUUCGAUCUCGUAGGUAAUUGUCCGGUUUCUUUGGUCGAUGAAUCUGGGGAACAGCAUCAUAAAGAUUCCAUUAGAGCUAUUUGUUAUGGUUCAAAAGGGCAGCUUUUUGUAUCCGCUGGUGAUGACAAAACUGUUAAGAUUUGGUCGACUGAGUCUUGGCGCUGCAUUUAUAACGUGUGUUCUGAAAAACGAGUCAGUGCAGCUGCCAUUAGUCCCGACGGGUUACAUGUUUGUUUUGCUGACAAGUUUGGGGUGAUUUGGGUUGUGGAUCUUGAUGGAGGGAUUGAUGAAAAUCAACCUCUUGCCAACAAGACGGCUGUGUCGUUGCUUUCACAUUAUUGCAGUAUAAUCACUAGCUUGAAAUUCUCACUGGAUGGCCGUUUCUUAGUUAGUGCAGACCGUGAUUUUAAAAUUCGGGUUACAACGUUCCCUACAAAACCUGUGGAUGAAGCUCAUGAGAUUCAAAGUUUUUGUCUAGGCCAUACUGACUUUGUAUCAUGCGUAGCCUUCAUUUCCAAUCUGGAGUGCCCACAUGGGUUUCUUAUCUCUGGAAGUGGCGAUUCAACUGUACGCUUAUGGGAUAUUCUCUCUGGAUCUCUCCUUGAUAUUUUCGAGAUUGGGGAUAAGGUAGAACUUUUAGAGUCUAAAGAAAGAGAGGGGUGCAAUUCGGCUGUCACAAGUCUCUGCACAAUUGCUGAUGGUCCCCUUGUUGCGGUGGCGGUUCAAAGCUUGCAUGGAAUAAUUUUGCUGAACUGUGACCUGUCAAAUCGUACUCUAUCUGUAGUCAAGGUGGUUUCUACAAGAGAGGAGACUUUCAUCCCCACUAGCGUAUCGAGCAGUUGCUCGACUGGAUAUCUAUGGAUGGUAACCGGUGUCUCCAGUUUGCAUGACGUGGGGCAAUCCUCUUUGGCCUGUGUCAAGGUCAUCAGUGGUUUCAACAAGGAUAAUCCCUAUUCCACUGGGAACGAGUUAUUCGUACUGGAAGAUGAUGCAAUACCUGGUGGAAAGAAGCUACUUGAAAAAUUGCAGGGAGGUGUGUCGUUUGAUGAAAAAGUAUUCUUGGCAGCUGCUGAAGCUGUUAAGACUGCAAUGAGCAAUCUGUUGACUAAAAAACAGUACUCCACUGAGAAACGGGACUUCAGAAAGAGAACCAGAAAUGAUAGAAAACUUAAAAAAUGAUGGAGUAUUAGUUCACUCGCACAUCAGCAACAGGAGCCUGUUCUAUGUAAAAUUAGUUCUCUUUUUCAACAUUUUUUAGCUUGACAGAGUCGCUUAGUUCCUUAGAUUAAUGUGAUAAUGUUUUAAUUUAUUCUGCAAGAAAAACUUGACGUGCUUUAGCCGCAGUUUUCUUUGUCAAAGCCAUAUCAGGAAUAGGGAUGUAAGUUGGUCCACUCCCCAAUUAUUUUGAAGAAAUGACCAAAAUAGCCCUGCCAUCACAAUUCUUGUUUGGUCUCUCUCUCUCCCAUAGAUGAAAACUGGGCCUGAAAUGAUUGAAGGUUCUUUUUAUCCAUGGAAACUGAAUUUUGAUGAAAUAUAUGUUUAAAUUGGUUUGUUA